AUGCCUAUGGAACAGCCGGUGCCCUUGUACCGUCUGCUUUCCUUGGAUGGCCGUAUGUUAUACGCGGACCGUCAAACCUUGGCCAUGAUUGGACCGGUGGAGAUGCUGUUCGAAAACGCUGGUCUCGAUUACAUCCCUCUGGACAGCAUGAUGCCGAUCAAACUGGAAUUGCCGGCGGAAGUGCUGCUGAAAGUCGUGGGAUGGUGUGAUCACCACAAGAAUGAAGCGGAAAUCGAAGAUGACGAUGAUCACAUUUCGGAAUGGGAUCUGGAGUUUUUGUCGGUUCGGUACAGCCUGCUAUUCGACAUCAUUCGAGCUGCUCGUCACUUUGAAAUCCCCGGAUUGUUCGCUGUGUGCUGUCGGAUUGUGUCUCGUGAUCCGGGGAUGAUUAUUCCUGCAUUUUUGAACAACGAUGAUGAUCCCGACCCAAGAAGACACCAACGAGUGGGGCUUAGUGAACCGGCAAGAGCCGCUUAG
Caenorhabditis sp. 36 PRJEB53466 is the source of this 477-nucleotide messenger RNA. The record is from the annotation of a GenBank genome assembly. Lineage: Eukaryota; Metazoa; Nematoda; Chromadorea; Rhabditida; Rhabditidae.